Molecule: messenger RNA, 1231 nt
Organism: Suillus paluster
Lineage: Eukaryota; Fungi; Basidiomycota; Agaricomycetes; Boletales; Suillaceae
Exons: 16
Coding region: 269-1126 (285 amino acids)
Source: RefSeq, a predicted model, not a curated record
CCAACAGGCCAUCAGUGAUCUGAUGAGCCGCAGAUAAAGCUUAAAGUCUUAUAUGACGAUAUAUCAUCAUAUAUAGAACUUCUUUCCUUUAUAAAGUCAUAUAAAGUCAUGUAAAACGCCGUAAUCAGCGUAAAGUACCCUGGGUAGACUCGAAGGGGUAUGUCGAAUACACCCACAGGCUGUAGAUUUGGAGAAGGAACAACUGUCUUUCUUUUUCAACUUGGUCUGACAACAGGAGACUAGUAGUACCUGCUAACUUCAGCUCAAUAUGAGUGACUAUUCUCCCGAUUUGAUUGGUCUUCAGAUUGUAGCAUAUACUGCAGUUGCAUCCAUGGCAGUUUUACUUUUUGACUUCACCAUCACCUUCGACUCAGAGGUUCGUUUCACAUGGGGAAGAAAGUGGGGGAUCACGAGGAUAGCCUUCGUCGUUUCUCGUUAUUUGCCAUUCGUAGGCCUUGUCAUGAUCGUGUAUUACUCAGUCGAGUCCACUCAUGGAGGAAUUCCAAAUCUUGGGAGGUUCACUGCUAUAUAUGAUAGUAUCCGCUGGUUGAGUAUCGCUGCGGCUGAGGUCCUGCUUGUGACAAGGAUCUACGUGAUCUGGGGGUGCGAAAAGAGGUUCUUGGCUUUGGCAGUGGUUUUGUCUGCUGCCAUCUCAGCAGUAGUGCUGGUAAUCUCAAUUAUCGAUGCAAUUAAAUCCGGAGUUUCGACGCGCGGUGUAUUUGAGGAAAGACGUGACGCUAGCAUGUUUUAUGGCUUGUUGGUGUUCGGGGAGCUUGUGAUGCUGUUGCUGACGCUGUACAAACACUUCAAAUCCUACCGACUGGAGGGCAGUCCGCUGCCAACUACAGUAUGUCGGGAUGGCAUCGUUUACAUGCUAUGUAUUACUCUGGUCUCGAUGGCGAAUUGCGUUACCAUUGCCGUACUACCUUCAUCCUACACUGCACUUCUUGCUGGCCCACAGGUAGUCGCGCACAGUGUACUCGCCUCACGUAUCCUGUUCAAUCUACGAGCAAUGACCGACUUGCAGGAUGUUGCUACAAGCGAACUGGUUGUCUCGGUAGUGGUUUUUUCUCGAUCCAUGGCGUUCCAAACCCCAUCUGGUGUGGAUCAUACAGAGUGGAAUUAGUAGUCCAAUUCUACAGCAUCUUAAAUCCUACAUCCAGUAGGCCAAUGUAAUAGACAACUACCUAUAGCAUGUGUAAUAUGUAACUUCUACAAUCAGCACAUAUAC